Messenger RNA from Penicillium vulpinum, 1305 nucleotides. RefSeq names its product FAD-dependent oxidoreductase. Gene Ontology annotation, molecular function: FAD binding; monooxygenase activity. NCBI's taxonomy places the organism in Eukaryota, Fungi, Ascomycota, Eurotiomycetes, Eurotiales, Aspergillaceae. The coding region runs from base 1 to 1305 and encodes 434 amino acids. Gene Ontology annotation, biological process: secondary metabolite biosynthetic process. The record is from RefSeq and is a predicted model, not a curated record. The transcript has 3 exons.
AUGUCCUCAGACAAUCUUCGCAUUAUUGUUGUCGGCGGCGGCUUCUGUGGCCUCACGGCGGCCAUUGAAUGCAAACUUCGUGGUAUGCAUUCUAUUCUUGUCGAGGCAUACUCCGGUGCAAGCUCUCAUGGCGACCUCCUCGAUUUCACCCCAAACGGCGGCAACGUGUUUGAGUCUUGGGCAAACGGACGGAUCGGUGCUGCUCUCAAUGCCUCUGGAGUGAAUGCGGCAAAGUCCUUGGAUUAUUAUAACUCCCAGAAUGAGUACCUGCGUUCAGGCCCCUGGCCUCAGACAAAGUUCUCCAAGGGUGUCUUCGCGGGACACCGUGGAGCUAUGCACGAGAUUAUUUACAACUAUGCGAUUGAAAUUGGUGUCGAAAUGCAGUUUAAUAAGCGUGUUGUAUCCUAUUUGGAUACAGACCAGGAGCGUGGAGUAGUCCUCGCAGACGGCUCAAAGAUUCUAGGAGAUGUGGUCCUGGCCUGCGAUGGGCCUAAAUCGCUGGCUCGUGAGCAACUCUUGAACUUGCCGGAGAGUCGUGUCAACAGUGGCUAUGCCAUUUUCCGUGCUUUCUUUGAGAUCUCGGAUGAAAUACGCCAGAACCCUCACCUCAAGGAACUUGUGGACCCGGAGGAGGAUAAGACACGCUUUUGGGUUGGACGUGAUUUGCAUGGAUUUAUCUACACCUGGAAUAAGGGACGCGAUUGUGCUUGGGUCCUUACCCAUUUGGAUGAUGCAGAUAUUGGGGAAUCCUGGUCGUUGCCUGGCAAUAAGGAAGACGUGGCCAAGUAUUUGGAAAAAGCAGGAUUCCCUACGACCUGGAGCGAGCUCCUUAAAGUCACUCCAGCGAGCCGCUUGACAGAUUAUAAGCUGGUGUGGCGUCAAGGUGCUUGCCAAGCUGUUGAGGAUGCUGUGACUGUUGCAAUCUGUUUGCAGAAGUCUGGAGGAGAUGUUGAACUUGCAUUGCAGGUCUUUGAACGAAUUCGGUUCAACCGAUCCCACGUGAUUCACCAGGGAUCAAUUUCUACUCGCGACAUCUACCACAAAAAUGACUGGACAGUGGAUUUUGUUCGCGAACACCCGAACUCUCUGAUUAUGCCUUUCUUUUCAUGGAUCGUCUGCCAUGAUGCUAUCAAGAAUGCCGAGGAUAACUUCGAUCAUUUGGCAGCGGACGUCAAAUGCGGCAAGCAAGGAACUAUUCAGGAGCUGGCCUUACCGGCGGGUAGCAAUUAUGAUGCUAUGAGCAUUGAAAAUGCUGGGUCUGCCGAGGAUGGAUUAGUGGGAUUGGGGGCUAUUGGUUCGGUCUGA